Molecule: messenger RNA, 792 nt
Organism: Alternaria conjuncta
Lineage: Eukaryota; Fungi; Ascomycota; Dothideomycetes; Pleosporales; Pleosporaceae
Exons: 1
Coding region: 1-792 (263 amino acids)
Source: RefSeq, a predicted model, not a curated record
AUGGCACCUAAUAAGCAGGUUACCUCUGCACCCGCGAUACAAAGCGCCCCCGCAUACGGCAUACAACUCGUUCCUACUACACAAGACGCACCGCCCGCGCCCUCGAGCAAACCCCGAGCGCCCUCCAACCACAGCCAACCCGCCGCCGCCGUACCCCAACACACCUCACCGCACCAACCCGUGCUGAAAAGCCACCAACAACCGCCCCAACCCCCCGAAACCGCACACGUCGUCCAGCCCCCACAACCCCAAACCUUCCCCCGCGGCUCCGUCUCGACAGCCGACCUCCGCCUCCUCCAAUGCGAAGUCACCGCCGGCCUCUUCACCUUCUUCUACCCACGCUCCACAAUGCCGCCCGACGAAGCCAGCCUCCUCGUGCGCAUGCACACACUCUGGUACCACGGCGAACCGCUCUUCCGCACCGAACUAUCCACACACUACGAUCUCGUGUCCAAGAUCCUUACCGCAUGGCUACACGAGCGUCAAGCCAUUGCUUCACUACGGCACAGCAUGGCUGCCAACCCGGGCGUGUCUCACAUUGGCCUGGUAGACCGGUUGCUGGCUAUGAACGAUCUCAGGGCUAUGCGGUUGAAGUGGAAGAAUAUGAGUAGUAUUGAUGGAUUGAGUCCUGAGGAUCUACUCUGUAUGGCUUUUAGGGUUAUGACGAAUACGGAGGGGAGCGAGUAUAUGUUUAAAGAUGGGUUGGCGAGGCUGGAGCUGGGUGUGUUUGAGUUUUUGAGGAGCGAGGAUGCGAAGAUUGUCAUGCAGCGGAGGGAUACGAGGGCGGGGUGA